GUUUGUUUGUUGUCAUUACCGCUGAACGUAAACAAAGCCUCGAACUUGUAUUUCAUUUAAUUUAAAACUUACUAAAAGCAAAAUGAAUCCCCUAACAAAUAUGAAAAACGUGCUAAAACUCAGCGAGCACGACCUGCAACAGGGUGCAGGUAAGAAGAGCUGGCACGACAUGUACCGCGACUCGGCGUGGAUCUUUGUGGCCGGCUUCCCCUACACACUCUCCGAGGGCGACAUCAUUUGCGUCUUCUCGCAGUACGGCGAAGUGGUCAACAUCAAUCUGGUGCGCGACUCCAAGACUGGAAAGUCCAAGGGCUUCUGUUUCCUGUGCUACGAGGAUCAGCGCUCCACGGUGCUGGCCGUGGACAAUCUGAAUGGCAUUAAAAUCAUGGAGCGGUCACUGCGCGUCGACCAUGUGCUCGACUACAAGCCGCCCAAGGAGAACGAAAAGAUGGACGAGGAGACGCUGCGCCUCUACAUGGAGGGUUGUGCGCCCCGCCCACAUAUGGGCGACGUUAAGACUGAACACAAAAACAAAUUUAAAGGCAAAUAAAAGUGAAUUUAACAUGAA
Drosophila subobscura is the source of this 568-nucleotide messenger RNA. RefSeq names its product RNA-binding motif protein, X-linked 2. Lineage: Eukaryota; Metazoa; Arthropoda; Insecta; Diptera; Drosophilidae. Gene Ontology annotation, biological process: mRNA splicing, via spliceosome. Bases 83 to 550 code for a protein of 155 amino acids. Gene Ontology annotation, molecular function: RNA binding. The transcript has a single exon. Gene Ontology annotation, cellular component: precatalytic spliceosome; U2 snRNP; catalytic step 2 spliceosome. The record is from RefSeq and is a predicted model, not a curated record.